This is a messenger RNA of Coccidioides immitis RS, 1335 nucleotides long. RefSeq lists its product as uncharacterized. Bases 1 to 1335 code for a protein of 444 amino acids. The record is from RefSeq and is a predicted model, not a curated record. The transcript has 5 exons. NCBI's taxonomy places the organism in Eukaryota, Fungi, Ascomycota, Eurotiomycetes, Onygenales, Onygenaceae.
AUGUCGGGAAUCGAGGUAGCUGGGCUGGUUCUCGGGGCAAUACCAAUUUUGGUGUCUGCCCUUGAGGCGUUUAUCAAGGGUGUUUCCACUAUCAAGAAAUUGAUGAGAUACAAAACCGAGCUGAAGAAUCUCCUUAGAGCCCUGAUCACUGAGUACGACAUAUUUCGCAAUAGCUGUGAAGAGUUGCUAGAAGGCCUCGCGCCAGCAUCAAGGAUUGCGCAACUUCUUCAGUGUCCUGGUGGAGAAGCUUGGAAAGAACCGCCAAUCGAACGAAAGCUCAAGGACCGGUUACAGCGCUCGUACUUCGGAUAUUUACAGACCGUGGACGAUAUGAAUGACGCGAUUGAGGAAUUCAAACGUAGAUUAAAACUUGGUAAAGACGGACAGGUCCAGUUCAACGACACCAACACCUUAAAGACGCAAUACAAGAUUUUGAAGUUCAGCCUCAGCUGGCCUGCGUACGGUGACUUGAUAGAAAGAGUCCGAAAAGACAACUAUACACUAAGCCAACUUACAAGGCAAAGCCUAGCUUUGGAGGCGCACGAGCCUGUAGAUGUCGUCGAGCACCGGAUUUUAAGACGGUUCGAGAUUGCGCUAGGGUUGUCUACAACCUUCUCCGCUCGGGAUGGAAGUGUAGCUGUGGCAUCUAAAGCUGCUCCUUGGACAUGGGAAGAGGCAGAGGUCUGUUUACCGAUAAUCAGGAUCAUUGUGUCCCUUCAAGUGCCACGGCAUGCUAUAAAUCAACAGCCGGAAAAUGAAAUCGAUCGACAAAAACAUGGAGUAUAUUUGCUCAAGAAUUCGUCCACUGGCAUUCAACACCGACUUUCGCGCGCAGAUCGAUUACAGCUAGCUGUUAUUCUUGCCUCAAGUAUCCUUCAACUGUAUCAGACCCCAUGGUUGGAGGAUGUGUGGCAAAAGGAUGAGAUUCUCUUCAUUCAGCGUACAGAUGGGCCUGUGUAUGGGCAACCGUUCAUCACAAGGCAUCUUUCAUCUGCAGUAUCCAAACAGACGAAACCUAAGCUUGAACCUCAUACCCAUCCCGUAAUUCGCAAUCCUGUUCUAUUCGCACUCGGUGUGCUUCUCAUUGAGCUCUGCCUCAGUAAGCCGCUGGAGCAGCUCCGACUUCCAGAAGAGAUGGACAAAGACGGUCACCCAAACCCGUUAUCCAACUGGAUGACAGCAAACCGACUCGUCGAUGAAAUUUAUAUGGAAGGUGGAAGCCGGUAUGGGGAUGCAGUUCGGCAUUGCAUCGCCGCGAUUUUGACAGGCGCGACGCCAACCUUGAACGUGAGGACUUCCAACAAGCGGGCUAUGAUAAAAUCGUCUCCCUUUUAG